Molecule: messenger RNA, 474 nt
Organism: Penicillium cosmopolitanum
Lineage: Eukaryota; Fungi; Ascomycota; Eurotiomycetes; Eurotiales; Aspergillaceae
Exons: 3
Coding region: 1-474 (157 amino acids)
Biological process (GO): arachidonate metabolic process
Cellular component (GO): membrane
Source: RefSeq, a predicted model, not a curated record
AUGGAACAGUUGAACGCAGAGCGGGUUGGAAUGGAACCUUUGAAACCAUGCGAUGUUUUCGAUCUCAUCAGGGGAACCAGCACGGGCGGCCUAAUUGCGAUUAUGUUGGGCCGCCUAGAGAUGGAUAUAGACGAGUGCCUUAAGGCCUACAACCAUCUGAUGACAUUCAUCUUCAGCGAAAAGAUCAACAAUCUCCCCGUAGGAUGGUCAGGGAAUAUUCAAGCGCAGUACGAUAGCCGGAGACUCAAGUCCGCGAUCGAAGAUGUAAUCAUCCAAGCUGGUGCAUCUCUCAAUGAUCUAAUGAAAGAUGGCAUCACUCGAAAAUGCCGAGCCUUUGUUUUAUGCGAGGCAGCCCUUGCAACAGCUGCGGGAACAGGUUUCUUUGAACCGGUGAUGAUUGACGAUCAACAAUACGUGGAUGGUGCUUUCAGCGCCAAUAACCCAAUCGAAGAGGUUGAGGGGGGAGGCCACUGA